AUUUGUUCAAAGAAAAGAAAGAAAAGGAAUAAUAUUUUAGUGGAAUAUGGCGACUUUGUUCCAACAAUACACACCAUUGAUUUUAUGCAGACAAUACCACUGCUACCAAAGCACAUUUGCCGAAGCGCUCAGAUCCAAGAGGAUUUACUGAAGCGAGUAUCCGCUGUGCACGAAAGACUGAAAGGUAUGCAACCAAGCUAUGCGGCACUACUGUACAUUGUGGAUGCGCAGCAGUGCGAGGGCUAUGGAGAAGAAUAUUUCAGUGGCAAGGAUGAGGACAGCACAGAAGUUAAAAUUGGAUAUUCUCAGGAAGGUAUUGUUGUGAAAGGAAUUUAUGGCGCACCAAUUAAACACAGGAUUGCUCAACUGUCUAUUACUCAUAGUUAUUUUUUCAAAUUUCUUUGUCAUAAGCUUAAUCUCACUGGCAAAAAAAAAGCGGAGUUGUUCAACUGUAGCCCCAGUGAUACAGCAUUCAUCUGCUAUAUCAAGGAUAUACAGGCAGUGAAGCGAUAUCUGAAUGUUCGACUUCGUAACAGUACUUUGGUUCGAUUUACCAUGGAAGAUGCAGAAAUGGCACGUUAUGUAACAAUGGUUAUGAUGUGGCAAUUUCGAUAUGCAACAAACGAGGCAAUCGUUGAGAAAAAUUCCCCGAUGAAGUGA
Molecule: messenger RNA, 660 nt
Organism: Gongylonema pulchrum
Lineage: Eukaryota; Metazoa; Nematoda; Chromadorea; Rhabditida; Gongylonematidae
Source: the annotation of a GenBank genome assembly